Molecule: messenger RNA, 1995 nt
Organism: Rotaria sp. Silwood2
Lineage: Eukaryota; Metazoa; Rotifera; Eurotatoria; Philodinida; Philodinidae
Source: the annotation of a GenBank genome assembly
AUGGGAAAUAUUUUUGGAUCUUCGAAGCUAAAAGAUGAUAAUCUUGAAACGUUUCAUCUUGUCUGGCUUGAUCCAGCAGCCGAUGAUACCGUUGAAGACAAGGAAGGCCAACAACUACUUCGUACAUCAAUUAAUCAUUUAAGAAAAUUUAAAGAUGCAGAAAAAUGUGAACAUUAUAUUCAAAAUGUAUCAAAAAGUGAUCGAAUUAUUUUUAUUGUUACUGGUCGAUUGGGCCAAGAAAUAAUGCCACGCAUUCAUCAACUUCGGCAAAUUUCAUCCAUCUACAUAUACUGCAUGGAGAAGAGCUAUCAUGAAGAAUGGUCAAAAGAGUUUACAAAAGUCAGAGGCGUCAUUGUAGAAUUAGAAGAUCUUGUGGCAAAAAUUCGAUUAGAUCAAACAACACGAAUUCGUAACAAAGUGGACGAACCACUCUCUAUCAGUAUUUUUGAUCCCAAUAUCGAUAGCGGACAAUGGACGAUAGGAUCCAAUACUCAAUUUAUUUAUUCACAGUUAUUGAUUGAUUUUUUUCUUCGUAUGAAAUCAACAACUAAAGAUAAGACUGAUCUUAUUUCUUUGUGUCAGAAGGAAUAUUUGAAUAACAAACCUGAAUUAGCCGUAGUUUAUGAAUUUCAACGAGAUUAUCAACCAGAACGUGCACUAUGGUGGUUUACUCGAGAUUCGUUUCUUUCACGAUUAUUGAACAAAGCUCUUCGAGUACAAAAUACGAAUUUGCUUUUACUCUUUCGAUUUUUUAUUCAUGAUAUCGAACGACAACUUCGAAGUUAUCAAUGCACAUCCGUUAUGUAUGUCUAUCGAAGUCAAUUGAUGUCGGAUGAAGAAUUGCAAAUAUUCAAGGACUCAAUUGGUAAAUUCAUCGCCAUGAAUUCGUUUCUUUCUACUAUACUAAAUCGUGACCAAGCUAUUAAUUUCGUCAAGACUCUCCUUCCAGUAAAUGAACUACAACACACUUUAUUCGAAAUUGAAGCUGAUCCUCAAUUAGCUACUAGUAAACCAUUUGCUAAUAUAACAGCAUAUGGUUACAAUGCAUAUGAAGAAGUUCUCUUUAUGGCCGGAUCCAUCUUUCGAUUAAUCGACGUUUGCUGUGAUGGCGAUCAAAUAUGGAUUAUUCGAAUGAAAUUAUGCCAUGAAGACGAUCAGAAUUUGAAAACAACUUUUGAUUAUAUCAAAAAGAAUCAAAAUGAAGAAACAAAUCUAUUUUCAUUUAUUAAUAUUCUACAACGAUUGGAAAAAUUUGAUGAAGCGGAAAACUAUUGUCUUCGUUUAUCUGAUGAAAUACCCCGCAAUGAGUAUGAUCUUGCUGUGUGCUAUGAUAUUCUUGGAAGUCUUGCACAUAAAAAAAAUGAUUUGGAAAAAAGUAUAACAUGGUAUAAAAAAUCGAUCGAGUGUGCCACCCGAAGUCCACAACUCCGUAAUCCUCGUUUGACAACUACUUAUACUGCGAUUGCAGCCAUCUAUCGGCAAAAAGGCGAUUAUAAACAGGCACUUGAAUUAUACAACAAAGCGUUAACAACUGCAAAAGAAGUAUUCGGUGAAGAACAUCUUUGCAUAGCUGAAUAUUAUACAAAUGUUGGUACAGUCUACCAAAAUGCUAAACAAUGGUUUGAAGCUCUGGAUUAUUAUGUGAAAGCAUUAGUAAUUCUAUAUAAACAAUCGUCGAUGGAACAUACUCAAAUCAGCCUAUUGCUCAAUAAUAUGGCUGAUUGCCAUGCUGACCUUGGUCUUUAUGAUUUGGCUUUAGCACACUAUAAAUUAUCGUUAGAAACAUUAGAGGCAUCACAGUUGCCACAAAAUCGACAUAUGGCAACGACAUUUCAGAAAAUAGGCUGUGUUUACGAGAAGAAAAAUGAUUUUCAGCAAACUCUAUCGAAUUAUGAACGAGCAGUCAGCAUUUAUCGUCACGCUCUCUUACCAACACAUCCAACUUUUAUCCAACUUGAACAAGAUAUUCAACGCAUUUCAUCCCAACUUAAAUAA